Messenger RNA from Ooceraea biroi (clonal raider ant), 1000 nucleotides. RefSeq names its product enoyl-CoA delta isomerase 2, mitochondrial. NCBI's taxonomy places the organism in Eukaryota, Metazoa, Arthropoda, Insecta, Hymenoptera, Formicidae. The record is from RefSeq and is a predicted model, not a curated record.
UAUACAUAUACACACACGCACACAAUACUCAAGUCGGCAUCGGCAACAUCAUCCUCGAUUGGAAUGAGGAGAGUGAGUAAGCAGGAGGUUACAGGUUGGACGAAUAGCGCAAACCCGUUAAAAAGAAAUUCGUGACAGCCUAUCGACAUGGCGCGACAAGGUACAUUUAUUUUGAGUACUGUGGAAAAUGGAAUUCAAAAAGUGGUGCUGAAUAAACCUGCCAAGAAGAAUGCACUCUCGAUAUCGAUGUACGAGGAAUUGACGACACUUUUAAACGAAUCCGCCAAAAAUGAGAAAGUCUUGAUAUUCGCGCUGACAGGAAACGGCGAUUUUUUCAGCAGUGGCAAUGAUUUAAGCGGUGCUAUGACAAUAGGAGAAACUGGUAUCGACAAUGCCAAUUUGGCAGUCAAGAAUUUCGUCGACGCUCUAAUCCUGUAUCCGAAACUUUUGAUAGCUAUCGUAAACGGACCGGCAAUAGGAAUAGGGUCUACAAUGUUAGGGAUUUUCGAUAUAAUUUACGCUUCGAGUAAGGCAUAUUUCCAAACACCGUUCAGUUCCCUGGGCCUUGUCGCCGAAGCAUGUUCCUCGUACACGUUCCCCAGAUUAUUGGGACACUCCAAGGCUGGAGAUAUGCUGUAUCUGGGCUACAAGAUGAGUGCGCAAGAAGCUAAGCAACGUGGUUUGGUCAGCGAGGUGUACAAUCAUGAAUCCCUCGAGGGAGUAUGGAAUCAUCUCAACCAAGUAUCUAAGCUCUCCGCAGAGUCGAUACUGGCGACCAAAAGAUUGCUGAGCAAAUGGAACAAGGAGACUCUGUUGCACGUUAAUGCCGAGGAGAUAAAGGAAUUGAGAAAACGAUUUGACUCUCCCGACUUGCUCGAGAGGCUUCUUAGUUUCUUAACGCGAAAGAAUAAGAUCUAGAACGAGUAAAAGAAUGCUUGUAUUGGGUUGGCCAAAAAGUAAUUGCGUUUUUUUUUAUAUAAAUAAAAGGCGAAUUUUUCAU